Closterium sp. Naga37s-1 is the source of this 442-nucleotide messenger RNA. NCBI's taxonomy places the organism in Eukaryota, Viridiplantae, Streptophyta, Zygnematophyceae, Desmidiales, Closteriaceae. The record is from the annotation of a GenBank genome assembly.
CUCCAAGCCACUUGCUUCAACUCUUAAACACUCCCCUCUCUUCCCUCCUCCUCCCCCUCCCCACCCUCCCCUCCCAUCUUCCCCCUCGCCUUCUCCUCACGCCUGUGUGUGCGCUCUCCUUGCUGCGCGUGGCAGCCUGAACCAGCUGUGCCUCUGGCGCUACCCCUCCAUGGCCAAACUCGCUGAGUUCACCGGCCAUACCGCUCGCGUGCUGCACCUUGCCCAGAGUCCGGAUGGGUACACAGUGGUCUCAGCUGCUGCUGAUGAGACGCUGCGAUUCUGGAAUGCAUUUGGGGACCCCGAUGGAGAUAAGAAGGGAGGGAAGGGUGGGGGAAGAGGAUGUGAGAGGCGCAUUGGGGGAGGAGGAGGGGGUGUUGCGGCAUGUGAUGAAGACGGUGUUGCCUCUGCACGCUGCUCGUUGCUGCGGUCUCACAUUCGUUAA